This is a messenger RNA of Chilo suppressalis (striped riceborer), 2606 nucleotides long. Lineage: Eukaryota; Metazoa; Arthropoda; Insecta; Lepidoptera; Crambidae. The record is from the annotation of a GenBank genome assembly.
CUUUUUGUUGGCGUAUCCGAACAACAUAUUCUGAGUAGAAAUGACACGUCUUCUAUCACACUCGCGUGUAGUCUAAUGAUUUUAUUCUCAAAUGAAUUGAAAUAGAAAAUAACAAUGGGUGGACAGAAAUUUGAAUAUGAUGAAAGUGGAUCCACAUUCUUUUACUUUGUCCUCUCUUUCCUUGCAUUAAUCUUAGUGCCGGCGACAUUUUAUUAUUGGCCUAGGAAAAGAAAAGAAGAUCCAGCAAAACGAGCAGAACUAUGUCAAUGUCCAAAUUGUGUAAAAAAACAGUUAAUCAUAGAGCAAUCACAACCAUACAAAGGCGUAAAAAAUUUCUUCAUCAAACUAUCGAUUAUAUCUGGAUGGGUUUUGCUGGGUUUUCUUGCAUACAAAGUUUCACAGUUUGAUUAUGAAAUGUCAAACUUCGAUCCAUAUGAUAUAUUGGGCCUGCCACCUGGUGCUACCCAAGCCGAGAUUAAAAAGUCAUACCGUAAACAAUCACUGAUACUCCAUCCUGAUAAAGAGACAGGUGAUGAGAAGGCUUUCAUGAAACUCACAAAAGCUUACCAGGCACUAACUGAUGAUGAAGCAAGAAGAAAUUGGGAGAAGUAUGGCAACCCUGAUGGUCCAGGAGCUAUGAGUUUUGGUAUUGCUUUGCCCAGCUGGAUUGUGGAGAAAGAGAAUAGUGUGUGGGUACUUGGACUUUAUGCCCUUGUGUUUAUGGUUGCUUUACCUACUGCAGUGGGUACAUGGUGGUACAGAAGUAUACGUUUUUCUGGAGAGCAAGUUUUGUUGGAUACAACACAAAUGUAUUUCUAUUUCUGUCACAAAACACCAUCCAUGCCCUUAAAGAGAGCUCUGAUGAUUCUUGCUGCAUCAUGUGAAUUUGACAAAAGGCAUAACUCAGAAAUUGUGGAAAGGAUCACUGAUAAUGAAGAAGUGCCCAUGUUGCUUCGCGAGUUACCGAAUCUAGGCGAAAAGAAUAAGGAGCAGCCAUUAUGUCGCCCAUACAGUAUAAAAGCGCGGGCACUCCUUCACGCCCAUUUGUCCCGCAUGAAACUACCCCCCGAUACACUGGAGUGCGACCGUCGCUACAUCGUGUCGCGUUGUCCUGAUCUCAUAGUCGAAAUGGUCAACUGUGUUAAUCAGCUGAUAGCUCUUGCAUACGCUCGUAGAAUACCUCGUCUACCGACUAUUGAAACGAUUGAAAACUGCAUGAAAUUGUCACCAAUGAUAGUACAAGGCCUUUGGGAGUACAAAUCGCCUUUACUCCAAUUGCCUUAUAUCACAGAGGAUCAUCUGAAAUACUUCACAAACAGGAAGAAACACAUUAAGUCAUUGCUGCAGUUAGCACAGCUGACUGGAGAAGAAAGGAGACAAGUUCUGAAGUUCCUUAAUGAUAAGCAAUAUGAAGAUCUGUUGAAAGUACUUGGAAAUAUGCCAUACAUACAUUUCCAAGUUAAUACAGAAGUUGUUGAUGAUGAAAACUCUACAGUGGUAACGGCAGGUGCUAUAGUGACCGUGACAGUAUUCCUGAGGCGGACUAACAUGAAAGAGCUUUUCGGUGACACCACCAUAAAAGAAAAAGAUACAAUUAAAGAUGAAGACGACGGUUCCAAUGAAAAAAGCGAAAAAGGCGAUGGUGAGAAGAACGACAAAAAGGGGGAGAAUGAUAAAAAGGAGACAUUCAAAAGGCCAGUGUGGAUGAAACAGGGCAAGAAGCCUCAGUCGAAGAAAGCUAAGAAACCGGCGGCUAAGCAACCUGCAAAACCUGCACCUGGACAGACGACACCUGCUAAUGAUGUUAAAGAAACGAAGGAAUCUAAAGAACCCAAGGAAGCGAAAAAGCCGAAGGAACCAAAGAAAAAGGAGGAUGAUGACGAAGACUCGGACGAGGGCAGUUCAGACGAGUCAGUAUCCCACGCGUCCGGCUCAGAAGACGAGUCCAGAGGCAAGUCGUCCGCUCCAGAAGACGAUGACGACCAAUGGGAUAAGUUCCAGAAGCGACUGCAGAAGAGGGAAAGAUUGGAGGGGCGGUCCAAGUGCUCGCAUCCAGUGCAUUGUCCGUACUUUCCACAGGAGAAGCAGGAAUUCUGGUGGUGCUACAUAUGUGACCGGAAAUCACACACUUUGCUUACUGCGCCCGCUCAUGUUACCGCAUUAGUUGACACUCACGAGUUACAACUACGCUUCACUGCGCCGCGCUGGCCCGGCGUAUAUACGCUCGCGUGCUGCCUGCGCUCAGACUCUUAUAUCGGGAUGGAUCAACAACAAGACAUGAAGCUAGACGUUAAGGAAGCGGCCGCCGUGCCAGCGGAGCACCCGCAGUGGGACCUGAGCGACUCCGACACGGAUAACAACGAUCAGGGUGGCAAUGAAAGCGAGUUCACGACAGACGACGAAGUUGAGGAGGAGUAGUAGACAAUUACCUAAGUUAUUUUUAUAGAGUUUAUUGUGGUGGCGCGAGCUGAACGAGAAAUCAUCUGUUGUUUGUAUGCUGUGGUAGGAGAGUGAAUGAAAUAAUAUAAUAUUUUAUAUUCCAACUUUUGUUUCAUUUUUUCGCAUUCGCAAGUGCUUCAACCGAAACAAUCUUUUUUAAAUACUCA